AUGCACAUCGUGGAUGCUAAACUCCAGGACUUGCAUAACGAGCACGUCGCUGAAGUCCAGCGCGUGAAAGACGUUUAUCGUUUUGUCGCGGAAAUGCACGCAGAAUUGCGCGAGCUAGCUAACAACACCGCCAUCGCGCAUUAUAAUCUAACGAUCAUCGAUUACGGCAACCGUGUUAUUAAUCAGAUCGACAAUUUCAUCCGCGCAGGCGAGAAAUACAUCUUGAUAAUCGGCUCCGCGAUAAACGGCCGAUUCGAUCCUAGCGCGAUUUCCCGAUCUCAGCUCCUCGAUAUUGCACACGAGGCUCAAGCACAUGGGGGCGGAUUGGAAUUCCCGUACCCGGUUCCCUAUUUACGACCAGAAAAUCUAGUGCAUCUCGCGCGUACUGAUAUCCUGUCGCAAGAGUCACGGGUCAUCAUUAUCGUCCGUGUACCACUUUUGGACCACUCGGUAUAUGAUCUUUACCGAGUCAUGCCGUGGCCGGUGCCUCAACGCUUUCACAAUGGUAGUGGCUCCGCCAGCGUUGCCCCUUCUUCUCCUUACAUCGCUCUGGCUAGAGACCGCCGGACUUUCUUCCUCGCGGACGGAGAGUAUGUGACGCAAUGUAAGAUAAGCGGGGAACGCCGGCUUUUUUCUGGUGGUAUACCGGUGCUUGACGUCACCACGGACGUGUGUGAACUCCGAAUGCUCUUAAGUCCAUCUCGAGACGCGUUGCAUAUGUGUGACAUACGCCUACAUAAUAGCCCCCUCGAAUAUUGGAGCUAUUUACCCACUCACGGCGGAUGGCUAUUUUCCAUCACCAAUACCAUCAAGCUCCGCAUCGCAUGCCUACACGGCCCGACGCAAGAGAUCCCGAUGAGCGGGAUGGGAGUGCUGCAACUCGAAACGAACUGUGUGGGAACGACACCAACGACCACACUUUCGGGCCUACGUACAUACACCAGCAAGAAUAUAUAUUAUUACGAGCCGGGUAUUACGUUGAAUAUUUCAUCGGUCGCUCCCACACUGGAUCAGCACGGGGGCAUGGAAGCGGCUAUGCUGUCGCGCAAGGAAAACAUCGACGAGGGUGGAGCGGGCCUUCCACUCCACUCCAGAUAUUGGGCUUAG
Venturia canescens is the source of this 1107-nucleotide messenger RNA. RefSeq names its product iris (gene Iris). The transcript is spliced from 2 exons. The record is from RefSeq and is a predicted model, not a curated record. NCBI's taxonomy places the organism in Eukaryota, Metazoa, Arthropoda, Insecta, Hymenoptera, Ichneumonidae. The coding region runs from base 1 to 1107 and encodes 368 amino acids.